Messenger RNA from Paramecium primaurelia, 2583 nucleotides. The record is from the annotation of a GenBank genome assembly. NCBI's taxonomy places the organism in Eukaryota, Ciliophora, Oligohymenophorea, Peniculida, Parameciidae.
AUGAUUCGAUAAAUCUCUGACUUAAAAUAAAUUAAUUCUGAAGUAACCAAAUAAUAAUAAAAAUAGCAAUAACAAAAGAAAGAAGAAAUAUAUAAAAUAUUUGAUAAUUCUACCUAUGCAUUGUCAAUUGUGUUAAAUGAUAAAGAGGAAAAUCAAGCAUCAUAAGUUUUGGAUAGUUUAUCAAUAUUAUUGGAUAAUAUGUAAAAUUAAAUAGAAACAUCUCUAAAUGAAAGAACAUUUUUUAAAUAUCCAACAUACUCUAUAAAAAAAUUAUAUUAUAGAAAAAUGGAUAGUUCAAUAUCUUCAGGUAAUAAUUCUGUAUAGUCAUUUUUAGAAUCAGAAAAUUCUUAGAGAUUUAUUGAGCAAUAAAUUAAAGAAACACAAUAAUUAGUAAAAUGUUCAUAAUUAUCUAGCAAAUGAAAUAAUAAUUAGGAAAUAUACUAAUUUUUGAUAUAUAAAAAGAGAGUCAAACUAAUAACAAUUGUUUUUUAGCAGCAUGUUAAUCCAUUAAGAACUCAAGUUUUUGUUUAUUAAUAUUUAGAUAAAAAGAUAAUAUUCAUAAAUUUAUCAGGACUUGAUAAUAAAGAUAAUACAUACUAAUAUCAAUUUGAAGUCAAACCUAAUUAUGUUUAUGUCAAUUUCAAAGAGUUUAAAUAAUAGUAUAAAUAAAGUUAAUGUUAUUGUGGUCAACUUAAUGAAAAAAAAUUUUUUAAUAUUUAUUUUAAUUAUGGAGAAAAUCAGAUGUUUUAAUGGGAUUAAUUUAAGUUAAUAUAUAGAUUACAUAUUAAGAAAUUGAUUAAGAAAGUCAAUUCAGAUUUAUUUAUAUUAUCAAUAGCAAAACCCUUGGGAUCAAAAGUAGAUAUUUUUUAAUUUUAUUUAGUCUUCAUAAAGAUAUAUAAGAUUUGAUGAUGGUUGUUUACAAAGAAUCAUAGAAAAAUUUUGUAAAUUGGCUUAAAAUAAAUUAUUUAUUAAUUUAAUACUUUUAGAUUUAAAAGAAACAUCUCCUUAAGAAUUGAAAUAUAAAACAAAUGAUUAAGAUAUGAUUAGAUUUUUAAAUUGUAUUUAAUAAGGAGCUAUAGGUAAUAAAAUACAAUCAAAAAUUAAUUUUGAUUUGGAUAAAGAUAAAAGUUCGUUAUCACUUAAAUAUAUUAUUUGGUUAUAAGAAUUUGUUAAUAUUUAAAUAAAGGUUAAAUUAGAUCCAAUAUUCUUAAAAAUGUAUUAAAGAGAAUUAAGGAAUCUAUUACUAAAUAAUACAUUUAUACAAUCUGAAGAAUAUUUAUCAGAAUCAGCAUUAAUGAUUUUGAAUACGAAAUAAAUUCACAAAGAAACUAAUUUAUAUUAUGAGAAAAAGAAGUUAUAAUUCUUUUUUAAUUCACAACUAUUAGUUGAUUAUUCUAAUAAAUUAGUGGUUCUUUUAUAAUAAGAUGAAUUAAAAAAAAAUCAAUAUUUUUUAUAUUAUAGUGAAAUUUAAGAGGAUUAAUAGAUAAUUUAAUGGUAUUCAAUUAUUAUAUUAAGCAAUCAGCUAAAGAAUACUUCUAAAUGACUAUAUUGAUGAUGCAUUAUUGUUUGAUUCACAAAAGAAAGCAAGUUUAUCUGUCAAAAACAUGAGAAUAAUACAAAAAAAUCAAUAGUUGAUAUAUUAAAAAAUGAUAUAUAUUCAUUCUAUAGCCAAUGACAUAAUUUUAGAGAUAUAGUGUUUUGGUGAUAAAUAAGUGAAGAUAUUAAAAAGGAAUAAAGAUUUAGAUAGGGUUGAUGCUGAAAAAUUCUAAAAGCAAAAAACUAUCAUAAGGGAUUAAUCUAUAAUAUCAGAUUUAGUUAAAAAUAGAAGAGGUCCUUGUGUAGUAUAAAAUUCACCUAUUUCAGAAACAGAUUUUAUGAUUAUUGGAGGAGAAUUUUAAAAGUAUCAUUUAUUUAAUUAAAAAUAGUGAUCCAACACAUUGCAAUAUAAUAGAGAUAGUAAAGUUAGAUGAGAUGAAUUAAUCAGGAUUUCAUUCAUAUAUAUUAUAAAAAGAAUUACUUUUUGCUAAGGGAUCAUUUGUUCCAUGGCCAUAUAUGCUUGUAUUGUCAUCCAAUUAAUAACCAUAUUAAUAUAUUUUUUUACCUGGAGAUUAUAAAAAUUAAAUUAAUUGUUCUAACAAACCUAUUGUAAAUGUUUAUUAAUAUUAUGCUUAUCAAUUGACUACUUUAAUAGAUAGUUUUUAAUUUCAAUGGAAAAAACUAAAUAUUAUUUAUGAUAAUUCAAAUUUAGGUAAUUAUUAACCUUUUCCUAUUCAAUAUUUUUCAGGAAAUUAAAGUAAUGUAUUAUGUAUGGUGGAUUCAAAGAUAACUAAAUGGAUUAUUGCUAAAACAAUAAAUAAGUAGAUUUUAUUCGGAUCUAAAGGAAAAAAGGAAUUCUUCAAAUGUUUAGAGGAUAUAGAUUCUAAUGUUUCAUUAACAGAUAUUGAAUAAAUAAUAAUAACAGCUGAAAUCUUUAUAAAUGAGAACAAUUUAAUUAUCAAAGAGAAAUUUUAUUAGACUGGAAAAGAAGUAAUUCUAUAGAAGAAAAUUGUUGAUUUUACGAAUGAAGAUUUGAUACUAUUUUGA